Messenger RNA from Zootermopsis nevadensis, 2148 nucleotides. RefSeq names its product Cystathionine beta-synthase (gene Cbs). NCBI's taxonomy places the organism in Eukaryota, Metazoa, Arthropoda, Insecta, Blattodea, Termopsidae. Gene Ontology annotation, cellular component: cytoplasm. Gene Ontology annotation, molecular function: cystathionine beta-synthase activity. The record is from RefSeq and is a predicted model, not a curated record.
UAUAAGAUCCAGCGUGAUUUACAAGAAAUGUGUUGAUUUUUAAAAUUGUAUUAUAACGGGUGUCUCAUUAUACCUCACACUUAGGCUGAGCAGAUUUUGGCUUGUUAGACAUUCUGUUAUUCUGUGGUCCUGAUGAUUGAAUCAGUAAGUUCCUCAACCACACUACAGGGCGCGGUAACCCAGAAGACAGCCAUCUUCAGACUCACAGCCGUGAUAACCUCAAAUUUUGCAACGAUAAACUGUUUGAUGCUGUUUACGAAAGUACUCGCUGUUUGUUCCGGAAAUUAUACAGAACACACGAAUGUACUCAGUGAGAAAAAUACAGAGUUAUGGAAUGUUAAAACGUACAUUGUAAUGAGUCCACCUCAGAAUCCCAACCAGACAGUUCCAUCAGCCACAACGAAGCUGGCGGUGGAUAAGAUGGAGCUGGUACGCCCUGAUCUUCCCAGCCGCUGCACGUGGCACCUGGGGAUGGACCCAAAGAAAUCUCCCCACACCCACACUGGACGGAUAGAAAGAAAAAACAUUUUGCCAAACAUACUUUCUUUUGUUGGAAAUACUCCUAUGGUACGCUUAAAUAACAUCCCAAAAUCUUUUGGCUUCAAGUGUGAGAUGGUGGCAAAGUGUGAAUACUUAAGCCCAGGAGGAAGUGUAAAGGACCGCAUUGCGGUCAGAAUGGUGGAGGAUGCUGAAAGGAAGGGACUCUUGAAACCUGGAGAUGUUCUGAUUGAACCCACUUCAGGGAACACAGGUCUGGGCUUGGCAAUGGCCGCUGCUGUGAAAGGGUACCGCUGCAUCAUGGUAAUGCCUGAGAAGAUGUCGAACGAGAAAGUGGAUGUGUUGCGAGCCCUCGGAGCCGAGAUCGUUCGGACACCCACCUCUGCUUCCUUCGACUCUCCGGAAGGGCUCAUCAUGGUUUCACAACGACUCAACAAGGAGAUCCCCAACUCCAUCAUCUUAGAUCAGUAUCGCAACGAAGGCAAUCCGUUGGCUCAUUACGACACGACAGCCGAGGAAAUCAUACAGCAGUGUGAUUACAAGGUGGACAUGCUGGUGGUUGCUGCCGGUACAGGGGGCACAAUCACUGGUCUCGCUCGCAAAGUCAAGGAACGUUGCCCUAACUGCAAGAUUGUGGGUGUUGACCCCGAAGGCUCCAUUCUUGCUCAGCCAGAAGAGCUGAACAAAACUGAUGUUUCGUUUUAUGAAGUUGAAGGAAUCGGAUAUGAUUUUGUACCGACAGUAUUGGAUCGCUCUGUUGUGGACAUGUGGGUGAAAUCUAGUGACAAAGAAUCUCUGCUGAUGGCAAGGAGACUUAUAAAAGAGGAAGGAUUACUGUGUGGUGGCAGCAGUGGAUCUACUGUGUCAGCGGCUUUGAAGGUGGCAGCCGGCUUGAGAGAAGGACAGCGUUGUGUUGUUUUGCUGCCAGAUGGAGUGCGUAACUACAUGACCAAAUUUCUCAGUGAUCACUGGAUGAAAGAACAUGACUUUAUUGAAGAUACGGACCUGAAUGAUCACUGGUGGAGUAAACUGAAGGUCGCUUCUCUGAACUUGGAACCUCCACUGUCAAUCUUACCGACUGUCACAUGUCAAGAAGCUAUUGACAUAAUGAAGAAAGAAGGUUUUGAUCAGCUUCCUGUUGUCGAUGACACGGGGGUCGUUCAAGGCACGGUGACGCUAGGAAAUCUGGUGACGAGAAUGGUGAACAGUAAAGUUUUGCCAACAGACGCAGUGGAAAAAGUGCUGUAUCGUCAAUUUAGAAAGAUAAAAUUGGACGCGACUCUGGGCCGACUCUCAAGAAUCUUGGAGAAGGAUCACUUUGUGCUCGUCGUCCAUCCUCAAAUACUUUGUAAAAUUAUUUCAGAUACCGACCAAGAAGCCACGGAGAGCCGCGACGUCAUCAUCGGUAUUGUGACUCCCAUUGAUCUCCUCAGUUUCAUCACAGACAAAGACAAUAGAGAAAGGAAAAUGGCUUAUGAGAAUGGUGCGGAGCGCGGUUCUGAAUCGGAGUAAAAUUCUGCUUCACGGUGCUUGUAGAGAAAUGUUUUUUUCCAGCCUACGGUUCGCAGGUAGUAUGACCACGUUCCAGCUAUUUGGAAAUACCUCCGUGAUUCUAUUCAGCUUAAAAUUAAAAAAAUAUCUUUUUUUAAA